Molecule: messenger RNA, 1027 nt
Organism: Raphanus sativus (radish)
Lineage: Eukaryota; Viridiplantae; Streptophyta; Magnoliopsida; Brassicales; Brassicaceae
Exons: 2
Coding region: 287-709 (140 amino acids)
Source: RefSeq, a predicted model, not a curated record
UAAAGGGACCCACACUUCCCCCCCAAAUUGGUCUGAAUCCAGCAUGUCCAUACUCGCCUCACCUUCGCGUGUGCACACGCGUGUCUUGUUUCUUUAUGGUUGCUUUUUCUCGUUAUCUAGACACACGAUUCUUCUUCCGUUCAGAAGAGAGAUUUAUAUAUAAAGAAAAAGUCAGUUUCAAUUGCUUGUCUGUGUUUCGGUUCUGUCUGAACGGUCAUUCAUCAUCAUCGUCGUCUCCAUUACUCCAUUAAACCUUUUUUCUUGAAUCAUUACUUGCUUGUGAACGAUGAGAAGCCAACAGAGAGAUCAAGACUCGAGGGCUUUCUACGAUCUAUCGGGUCUUGUCCUGAGCCUCCUCCGCUCUCCUCCCACCCCGAUUUCUCUCCCCGAUCAUCAUCAUCACUUCCCGGAUUCGCCGAUGAUGAUGAGAAGUCCGCAGCAUCGGUCGCUUUCGAUGGCGCAUAUAACUCCGUCGGGAUUCGCGUCGCUGCUGCUGGGUAUAUCGGUGGCUCUGAUGCUCUGUGGAUCUGUGACUUUCUUCAUCGGCUUCCUCUUGCUGCCCUGGGUUCUGGGUCUCAUCGUGGUUCUUUAUGUUGCUGGGAUCGUGUCUAUCAUUUCCAUGGCUGGGAGGUCCAUCCUCUCUUACCUCUUGACGCCGCCUCCUCCUUUUUCAUCAAGGAAGGAGAUUUCUGAAUGGAAGCUGUUGUGAAGUGACGAACAAACUUCUUGAAAUGGCUCUCCUUUAUUAAUCCUGAAGCAGAGGACAAAGAAGAUGGAUUAAUUAUAUCAACGCAAAUCCAAUUAGAGUUUUUCUAUAUAUGUUCCUUUAUCUGUAUUUUGGGAGGGGGGAUUAUGUGUGGAUAUAUUUGGGAGUUUCUAUAGAUUUUUUUACUUUCUAAAAAAUAUUUUCUAUUUUAUUGUUAGAGAAAUGGGAAAAGCCGGAGUUUGUGCUUUUUUCCGUGGAUGGUUUUAUUGUUAUGUGACAUUAUUUCUUUUAGAAAAAAUAAUCAUACAAAAGAUUAUAGGA